CAGCGGAAGGUAUAAAUAGAAAGGUUGGCACGCCUGGCCAGUGAUGGAGCAAGAUGGCCGCCGCCCCCGGCCAGGUCAGGCUGGAGCAGAGAUUAAGGGUUAAAAUAGGUGAAGCCAAAAACCUUAUCCUGCGCAACCAUGGCAGUGGAGGGCAAAGAGACGUGUACUGCUGUAUCUCCCUCGACCAGGAGGAAAUAUUCCGCUCAGCCACAGCAGAAAAGACACUUGACAUGUCUGUCUUCUUUGGUGAGGAAUUCCAGUUUGACAUUCCGAGAGAGUUUCGGUACCUGUCCUUCUACCUGUAUGACCGUGACCGCCCCAUGAAGACAGACAAAAUUAUGGGGAAGGUGUCCAUCAAGAAGGAUGACCUCCAUAAGUAUCAUGGCAAGGACCAGUGGUUUCCCAUCACUCCAGUGGAUGCAGACUCCGAGGUCCAGGGGAAAGUCCAUGUUGAGGUACGCCUAAUUAUGGUGAGACACCUGAAUGACUGCUGUCCUCAACACAUGGUGGAAGUGAAGAUCCUAGAGAGCAGUGACCUGGCUGUUAUCAAUGGUUCAUGUGAUCCAUUUGCCUCAGUCACCAUGGUCUACACCAACAAAAAACAAGAAACCAAGAGGACCAAAGCAAAAAAGAAAACCAUCAGCCCACGCUUUGAUGAAACCUUCAGAUUUGAGCAGAGCAGUCAGAGAGUUGGCAGUCAAGACCGGGAGACUCACAUGUACAGUCUGGUGGAUGAUGAUGCAGGCUUCAUGGAGGUGCGGGUGGCACUUUGGCAUGACUCUCCGGCAGUGUUUGGCAAUGUCUUUCUUGGAGAGGUCAAGAUCCCUCUAACUGACAUGGGAGCCUACGAGGAACGUGAUGCUUGGUACUUUCUCCAACCUAGAGACUCAGCAGGAAAGAACCAAAGGGGUGACUUAGGAACCCUGAGGCUAAACAUUCAUUAUACCUCCGAUCAUGUUUUAUCUAGUCAGUCUUACGAUUCUCUUCGCAACCUCAUCCUCCAAAGCACCGGGGUCGAGCCCAUCACCACCUCAGUGGCCUGGCUGCUGGGGGAAGUGGUGCCCCAGAAGCAGGAUGUGGUGCAGUCCCUAACCCGGGUCUUCCUCCACCAUGGCCAGGUGGUUUCCUUCGUCUCUGCCUUUGCACGUCAUGAAAUGUCAAAGAUCACGGACACAAAUACAAUUUUCCGUGGCAAUACCCUGGUCUCCAAAUGCAUUGAUGAAUUAAUGAAGCUCGUGGGUCACCAUUAUUUGCGCUCCACCCUCAAGCCCACCCUGGACCUCAUCUUCCGAGAGCGAAAACCUUGUGAGAUAGACCCCACCAAGCUGCAGCCAGGAGAGAGUCGGGAGGCUAAUCUGUGUAAUCUUAAGGAAUAUAUUAAUCAGAUUUUGAAACCAAUCAUCAACUCAGCCCUCAACUGCCCACCAGUCAUGUGCCAAAUAUUUUCGGAACUCAAGGAACUGGCCAAUACAUACUUUCCAAAUGAGAGGGAAGUGAGAUAUUCUGUUAUUUCUGGGUUUGUCUUUCUUCGAUUCUUUGCACCAGCAAUCCUCCAUCCCAAGCUCUUUGACCUCACCUCAGAGCCAAUUGACCCCUCAACACAACGCACCCUUACGCUGCUGAGCAAAACAGUGCAGAGUGUCGGCAAUCAAGUCAGCUCACGCACGUCACACCAAAAUUUCCGGGAAAGUUACAUGCGGGAAGUGUUCGCCCACUGCAUCACAGACAAGCAUGUGGAGCAGACCCGCACUUUCCUGGAGAUCUUGUCCUCGAUACCCAAUGGGAGUCAGAAAGCACAUGAUACACCAGUUAUACUCAAGGAAGGGUUCAUGAUCAAGAGAGCCCAGGGAAGGAAAAAAUUUGGGAUGAAAAAUUUCAAGACACGCUUCUUCAGACUUACCACCAACAGCCUCACCUACUCCAAAACAGAAGGUGGAACACCCCUUUAUGUUAUUCCUGUCAAAAACAUCCUUGCCGUGGAACGGGUGCAGGAAUCUUCCUUCAAAAUCAAAAACAUGUUUCAGUUGGUUCAAGAAGAAAGAACUCUGUACAUUCAGGCAAUGAACUGUGUAGAAGAGAAGGAGUGGAUGGACCUGUUGACCAAAGUGUGCCAGUACAACAGUCACCGCCUGAAGCAGUACCACCCGGGAGCAUACAUCAACUCCAUGUGGCUAUGUUGUAAAUCAACAAGUGAGAAUGCACCAGGCUGCAGCGCGGUGUCUAAUUAUCUGGACUGUGAUCUCAAGGUUCACAUUGACAGUGACCGGGAAAUGGAACGCCUUGAGUCUCUCCUAGUGGAUAAUCUUGCCAGCUUGAAGAAACUUCACAAUAUGUGUGAGAAUGCAGCCAUGUAUGGAACAACCCAGGAGGUGACAAUUGGGGGUGUAAUAUUGGAACACCCUUCAAGGACUUUUCAGUCCUUACAUUCCCUCAUUGCCAGUGUCAUUCAGCUACAGCAAGAACACAGAAGUCACCAGCGGCGCAUGUUUCACAGUGUUAGAUACGGCUCCAAACAAGCUCCUAUUGGAGAUGACAACUAUUUGCUGUUGGCCUCCAAGUUUGACAACAGUAGUGGGACCAGUGAGGUUAGUGGUCCUGUACGCAAGACCUCCAGUCUCUGCUGACCAUGGGUGCUGUUCCCUGGGGAUAGGGAAGACCAGGCACAGUUCUUGAGGUAACCAUUGACAUAAACUCAACCACUCACUCUCUGUAAUAUAAUACUAGAAGUUACCCAGUGGUGAGAAAAGUUACUUUUUUCAUAUGGUAUAGUUCAUUUUAAGCAGGAGGUAACUACAUUUAUCUAUAUUUAUACCAGGCCAAUGUCCCUAUUAAGGAUGGGUGGCCAAGACAACACACACACACACACACACACACACACACACACACACACACACACACACACACACACACACACACACACACACAGCACACACACACACACACACACACACACA
Molecule: messenger RNA, 2954 nt
Organism: Scylla paramamosain (green mud crab)
Lineage: Eukaryota; Metazoa; Arthropoda; Malacostraca; Decapoda; Portunidae
Gene: RasGAP1
Product: ras GTPase-activating protein 3-like
Exons: 19
Coding region: 54-2624 (856 amino acids)
Biological process (GO): intracellular signal transduction; regulation of GTPase activity
Source: RefSeq, a predicted model, not a curated record